Molecule: messenger RNA, 2916 nt
Organism: Vigna umbellata (rice bean)
Lineage: Eukaryota; Viridiplantae; Streptophyta; Magnoliopsida; Fabales; Fabaceae
Source: RefSeq, a predicted model, not a curated record
UUGCGUUUGUUUCCUUCGGAGCUCGCAUGUCCUGCAAGUGAAUGCAUGCAAUACACGAAUGUGAACUUUCUUCUGUCCAGACCAUCCUUAAGGGUUUCUUGUGUAGUCAAGAAAGGUGGUGAUGUUGGGGCAUCUAAUCAAGAUGGAAAGAACGUUAACGCUGAGGUUUCUUGCCAAUUGAUGCAUAGUCACAAAGAGGAGUCGUAUGAAAGAAAGAGAAGGCUGCAUGUGCCUCUACAGAAGGCAGACUUUGUGAGGACAUUGUUGAUUGACAACUAUGAUAGUUACACUUACAAUAUAUACCAGGAACUAUCUGUUAUUAAUGGUGUCCCGCCUGUGGUGAUCCAAAAUGAUGAGUGGACGUGGGAAGAACUUUGCCAUUACUUGUAUGAAGAAAAUGCUUUUGAUAACAUUGUAAUAUCACCUGGACCUGGUUCUCCAGCAUGCCCGGAAGAUAUAGGCAUUUGUCUUCAGCUGUUGCUUAAAUGCUGGGAUAUUCCUAUUCUUGGUGUUUGCCUAGGACACCAGGCAUUAGGUUAUGUGCAUGGAGCUCAAAUAAUCCAUGCAUCUGAACCAAUCCAUGGUCGUUUGAGUGAAGUUGAGCACAAUGGCUGCCAGCUUUUUCGUGAUAUACCUUCUGGCAGAAAUUAUGGUUUCAAGGUGGUUCGAUAUCAUUCACUGGUUAUAGAUUCUGAAUCACUUCCUAAAGAGCUCAUUCCAAUAGCAUGGACCUCUUCCACUAGCACACUUCCAUUUCUUGGGUCCAAAGAUUUAGGCAAGUCCAACGUUCAUGAAGCUCAAAAAGUUCAAAGCAUUUUCGUUGACCCUUUUUUAGAUAAAGUAGGAAAUGGAAGUUCAAACCAUUUUGAUUAUGGAAAUACCAGAAGUAGAAGAGUUCUUAUGGGAAUCCGGCAUUCUUCAAGACCACACUAUGGUGUGCAGUUUCAUCCUGAAAGUGUUGCAACCUGCUACGGAAGUCAAAUAUUCAAAAAUUUUAGAGAGAUUACAGACGAUUAUUGGCUGAGAUUUAGGUCAUCUUUCAAGGAAAAACAUGCAUAUUCUGAUGCAUGCAUGCAGCUUUCAAACGUAAUAGAGGUUUGCAGUAGUAUUAGUGCAGAGAACAAUGCAGUGGAUCAGUUAAAAAGAAUAGUUCAUGCAGAGAGACAUUUGGAAUAUAAUAAAACUGAGAUGAAGCAUUUAGAAAUGUUCAACAUGGUAAAUACUCAUCAUGCAACCACUGGUUAUAAAUGUUUGAAGUUGAAAUGGAGGAAAUUUGGUCACUUGGCUGGUCAAGUUGGUGGAGCAGAAAGUAUAUUUUGUGAGUUGUUUGGACAUGAAACUGAAAACACCUUUUGGUUGGAUAGUUCCUCCACAGAGAAGGAAAGAGCACGCUUUUCAUUUAUGGGAGGAAAAGGCGGACCGCUUUGGAAGCAGUUAACGUUCAGAUUGUCUCAUCAAAGUGACGGGAGUUCAAAAGGCGGUGGUUAUUUGUCAUUGGAAGAUUGUCAAGGUUCUUCGGAAACGAUAUUUUUGAAAGAAGGUUUUCUUGAUUUUCUGAACAAGGAGCUUUUAUCAUAUCGUUAUGAUAAAAAUGAAUAUGAAGGCCUACCAUUUGACUUUCACGGUGGAUAUGUUGGUUACAUUGGGUAUGACCUCAAAGUAGAAUGUGGUGUCAAAUCUAACCUUCACAAAUCUAAAACUCCAGAUGCAUGUUUUUUCUUUGCUGAUAAUCUUGUGGUCAUUGACCACAAAAAUGACGAUGUUUACAUAUUGGCUAUACACGAAGAAAGUUCAAGUGUUACACAGUGGUUGGACGACACAGAGGAGAAACUUCUGAGCUUAGACGGCUCUGUGAAAAUGGCUUUGGGAAAACAGAACUCUCAUUAUUUAACACUUUCCUCAAACAAGGCUGGUUUUGCUGCUGAAAAAUCUAGAGAGCAGUACAUUGAGGAUGUUAAGAAGUGUCUAAACUACAUUAAAGAUGGAGAAAGCUAUGAGUUAUGCCUCACAACUCAGAUGAAGAAGCCAAUUAAGGAAUUAAAUUCUCUUGGGCUGUAUCUGCAUUUGAGAGAAAGGAAUCCAGCACCAUAUGCUGCUUGGCUUAAUUUUUCAAAGGAGGACCUGUGUAUUUGCUGUUCUUCUCCCGAGAGGUUCCUGCAGUUGGAUAGGAAGAAUACACUAGAAGCUAAGCCCAUCAAGGGUACAAUAGGUCGUGGUGCUACCAAAAAGGAAGAUGAACAGCUGAAAUUAAAAUUACAGUUCAGCGAAAAGGAUCAGGCUGAAAACUUGAUGAUUGUCGACCUUCUAAGGAAUGACCUUGGUCGUGUAUGUGAUCCUGGUUCUGUUCAUGUGCCGCGUCUCAUGGAUGUGGAAUCAUAUGCAACCGUUCACACAAUGGUGAGUACAAUUCGUGGGAAGAAGCGGUCAGAUGUCAGUGCUGUAGACUGUGUCAAAGCUGCAUUUCCCGGUGGUUCAAUGACAGGUGCACCCAAGUUAAGAUCAAUGGAAAUUCUUGAUUCUAUUGAGAGUUGUUCACGAGGUAUCUACUCAGGCUGUAUUGGAUUUUUCUCAUACAAUCAGACAUUUGAUCUCAAUAUUGUCAUAAGAACUGUCAUUCUACAUGAGAGUGAAGCCUCAAUAGGGGCUGGAGGGGCGAUUAUUGCUCUCUCAAACCCUGAAGACGAGUAUGAAGAGAUGCUCUUGAAAACAAGAGCCCCAUCAAGGGCUGUGAUGCAUUUUGAUUAGAGCUCAAUAGGUCAAACAAUAGCCUUUUCUUUGUUGGUCAAAGGUCAGAGACAAUAAGAUUCAUUUCAUCCUACUAAUCGUUAUAUAUUUUCAUAAAAUUGUAAAGAAUGUUGUAAUAUAGCAAGGUUUAUUUGUAAUUUUGGUUAGAAAUCCAUUGGUUUUCUUUUCAAA